AUGGAGAGCAAGGGCGCGGACGCCUCGGCGCGCGCCGCGCAGGUUGCCGCCGUUCUUGACGCCGCCUGUGCUCUCCGGCGUGCGCACGACAGCAAUGUGGGUUGGAGCGACGACGAGCUGCUUGAGGGUGCGCAGGCGCUGGUGGGCGAGGGAAAUGAGCGGCUGCAGCGCGGCGACGCGCGGGGUGCGCUCCAAAAGUACGAGGAGUGCCGGGCCUUUGGCCAGGCGAUGAGGGACCGGAAGCGGGCGAUGGCUGUCGAGGGCGCGGCGGUGGGCAAUCUCGGCGACGCCUACCGCCGCCUCGGGCAGUACAAGAAGGCGAUCGAGCACCACACGAUGGCGCUCGCGAUCAGCCGCGAGAUUGGCGACCGCGAGGGCGAGGGCAACCAUCUGGGCAACCUCGGCAACGCCUACGACAGCCUCGGGCAGUACAAGAAGGCGAUCGAGCACCACACGAUGGCGCUCGCGAUCUGCCGCAAGAUUGGCGACCGCGAGGGCGAGGGCAACCAUCUGGGCAACCUCGGCAGCGCCUACGACAGCCUCGGGCAGUACAAGAAGGCGAUCGAGCACCACACGAUGGCGCUCGCGAUCAGCCGCAAGAUUGGCGACCGGCAGGGCGAGGGCGGCACUCUGGGCGGCCUCGGCAACGCCUACGACAGCCUCGGGCAGUACAAGAAGGCGAUCGAGCACCACACGAUGGCGCUCGCGAUCAGCCGCGAGAUUGGCGACAAGCAGGGCGAGGGCAGCGAUCUGGGCAACCUCGGCAUCGCCUACUUCCGCCUCGGGCAGUACGAGAAGGCGAUCGAGCACCACACGAUGGCGCUCGCGAUCAGCCGCGAGAUUGGCGACAAGCAGGUCGAGGGCAACGCUCUGGGCAACCUCGGCGGCGCCUACCUCAGCCUCGGGCAGUACGAGAAGGCGAUCGAGCACUACACGAUGGCGCUCAAGAUCAGCCGCGAGAUUGGCGACCGGCAGGGCGAGGGCAACGGUCUGGGCGGCCUCGGCAUCGCCUACUUCCGCCUCGGGCAGUACGAGAAGGCGAUCGAGCACCACACGAUGGCGCUCGAUAUCUGCCGCAAGAUUGGCCACAGACAGGGCGAGGGCGGCACUCUGGGCGGCCUCGGCAACGCCUACCACAGCCUCGGGCAGUACAAGAAGGCGAUCGAGCACCACACGAUGGCGCUCGAUAUCAACCGCGAGAUUGGCGACAGGCGGGUCGAGGGCAGCGCGCUGACCAACCUCGGCACCGCCUACCUCAGCCUCGGGCAGUACGAGAAGGCUCUCGAGCGCCUCGCCGCCGCCACCGCCGUCUUUGACGCUCUCUGGGCUGGCCUUCGGACCGACCACGACCGCAUCACCUUUGGCGACACAAUCGGCUUCACGCUGACUCCCCGCCUGCUGCAGCGCGUGCACGCCCGCCUCGCUCAGCCCGAGGCGGCGCUCGAGGUUGCCGAGCGCGCCCGCUCGCGCGCCUUCGAGCUCCUCCUCGCGCAGCAGCGCGUGCAGCGGGGUGCGGACGCCGCCGCCGCGCCGCCGCCGACGCUGCCCGCGGCGGUGGACGUCGCUGCGCUGCGCGGUCUCGCCGGCCGCCAGCGCGUCGCGCUGGUCAUCUUCUCGCAGGUGCAGGACACGGCGCUGCUCGCGUGGGUGGUGCGCGGCGACGCGCCGGUCGCCUUUCACGAGCUCGCAGUCCCAGCGCAGGGUGGAGCGUCGCCGCUGACGCAGCUGGUCGAGCAGACGCGCCAGACCAUCGGCGCGAUAGAGGCGGAGCGUGGCGACGGUCGAACCGCCGCGCCGGACGAGAGCUACAUCCGCGCCGCGCUCGCCCGCUGCUACAAGCUGCUCAUCGCUCCGCUCGGCCUCUCGGCCGGCGAGCCGCUGCUCAUCAUCCCCGACCGCGACUUGUUCGCGCUGCCGUUUGCCGCGCUGCUCGACUCGGACGGCAAGCACCUGAUCGAGCGCCACUCGCUCCGCAUCGCGCCGUCGGCGGGCACGCUGAUCGAGCUCGAGCAGCGCGCGGCCGAUCGCGGCGCCCCACCGCCGAGGCCGCCGGCGCUCGUCGUCGGCGACCCGGACUUUAGCGGAUGGACCACUAAGGGCGGCGGCCAUCUUUCUCAGCUUCCUGGCGCGCGGGCGGAGACGUCGGUGGUGCAGGGGCUGCUGAACACGUUCAAGGCAAAGCUGCGGCUCGACGACGAGGCGACAAAGGAGGCGAUGAUGCAGCUGCUGCCCACGAGCGACGUGAUCCACUUGGCGACGCACGGCGCGCCCGACGGCCUCUACUUCGCCGGCGAGAGCGAAGUGGAGGCGACGCUGAGCAUGGCGGAGGUGCAGGGCCUCGACCUGCGUGCGCGCCUCGUCGUGCUCAGCGCGUGCGACUCGUUCAAGGCCCCCAAGGGCGAGGGCGGGUCGGAGCUGAGCACGGACGGCGUCGUUGGGAUCACUCGCGCCUUUGUCGCGGCGGGCGCGCUCACGCUCGUGUCGUCGCUGUGGAAGGUGAGCGACGACGCGACGCGCGAGCUGAUGCGGCGCUUCUACACGGCGUGGGUGGCGGGCGGCGACGUGGCGGCGGCGCUGCGCGAGGCGAUGGUCGGGAUGAUCGAGGAGGGCCGGUGGUCGGUGCGGGAGUGGGGGGCGUUCGUCGUGUACGGGAUGGCG
This is a messenger RNA of Emiliania huxleyi CCMP1516, 2658 nucleotides long. RefSeq lists its product as hypothetical. The record is from RefSeq and is a predicted model, not a curated record. The annotation marks the transcript as partial. The transcript is spliced from 2 exons. Lineage: Eukaryota; Haptophyta; Isochrysidales; Noelaerhabdaceae. Gene Ontology annotation, molecular function: protein binding.